This is a messenger RNA of Dendroctonus ponderosae (mountain pine beetle), 2321 nucleotides long. Its product is annotated as acylamino-acid-releasing enzyme. Gene Ontology annotation, molecular function: serine-type endopeptidase activity. The record is from RefSeq and is a predicted model, not a curated record. NCBI's taxonomy places the organism in Eukaryota, Metazoa, Arthropoda, Insecta, Coleoptera, Curculionidae. Gene Ontology annotation, biological process: proteolysis.
CAAACUGAAAUGUGUGGAUAGAAUUGGUAUCACUGGCUGGCUGACAGAUUUCAAAACUGAAAAAAUGCGUAAACAAACAAAUUGCUAGUGCCGCUUACCUUUCGGUAAAAUGACUGCAAGGGUUGAUAAAAUUGUAAAGACUUACAAGUCUUUGGCCCAAAUCCCAGCCCUGCUUGGGGCCCAAAUUCAGUCGCCGAACAUCGUCAACGCCGUUUGGUCGCAAAGGAACCUUGAGACAGGCUCAAUCGCGAAAUUUAGCCGCACACUCUUCAUCAAUAAUCUGCAAACUGUUGAAAGCACCUUACCUGUCGAUGUCAGCAAGGAAAUCCUGUCUCGUUUGUCUGAGUCGCAAAAGUUAAGAGCUGUUCUAAGAGAGAGCGACUCGAAACAGUUUCUCGAAGUAUGGCAAAGUAACAAGUUGGUGCGAGUAGUGGAUUUGGCUGCCCUCGACGUUCAUGGCAAUGUAUAUGCUGAUGUCGAGUUUUCGUCAUUUGAAUUUUCACCCGAUGAAACUAAACUCUUAUAUGUGGCUGAGGCCAAGGUGCCAAAGAGCGAGCCUUUCUACAAGAGGAAAAAGCCCGAGGAACCGAAGGACGGAGGCGACGCUCCCAAACCUCCAACCAGGGGCGAAGAACACUUGUUUGAGCAAGACUGGGGAGAGCAAUUAGUGGGCAAAAAGAAGUCUGUCCUGGUCCAGUACGACAUUAGUAAUGAUUCUGUAGAAAUUCUGAAAGGAGUUCCCGAUAACGUUUGCGUGGCGCAGCCAAAGUACUCGCCAGACGGAUCGUAUAUUGUUGGAGUAGCAUAUUCCGUUGAGCCGCGAAAACUUGGGCUGAUUUACUGCACAAACAGACCGAGCACUAUUUUCCAAUUGGACUUUAACGGGGCCUACGUUGAGCUUCCUUUGCCAAAUAAAUCGGCCAAGUCGCCAAGAUUCACUCCCGAUGGGCAAAGGAUUGUGUGGCUGGAACGGGCAACUGAUGCCCACAUGGCCUGCAUGACUUUAGCUAAAACCAACGCGCCUUUAUCGAAAGACUCAGAGGCACAAGCAGUAGUGGGUUUAGUCAAGUCCAAAGUGGAGAUCGCCAACAAGCGAACAUUUUACGGCAUUUACAACACAGGGUUUCCCAAGCGCCCAUGGGCCAGUAACAAUCAGCUGCUCAUCAACACCAAUCAGAAAUACACUAUUAAUUCCUACAUCAUUAACAUUGAUUCAGGCGAUAUAACAGAAUUGGAAUUUGCUGACGGCAGUCAAAUCGUUCUGGAUGUAAAGGAUGACUUGGUUUUGGCGUUAAGACGCAACUUUCUGGUCCCCGAUUCAUUGGUUAUUGGAAAACUCGCCCAAAUAGUGUCAGGCAAUGGCGCGCAAUGGACUGAAUUAACGCCCAAGAUCGAAGUUCCCGAGCUGGCAGGCUCCACGUUCAGAUAUUUAGACUUGGUGGCUAGUGAAGGUGAAGUCGGCGACUUCAACGCCAUAUACUUGGGUCCAAGCGCGGGUGAUGAUCAGAAAGUGCCCUUAAUUGUUUGGCCUCAUGGUGGGCCGCAUUCGGCUUUUGCCAACUACUUCAUCUUGGAAGCAGCUCUGUUCCUCUCUUUGGGUUACGCAAUAGUUCUGGUCAAUUAUAGAGGCUCUAUUGGAUCUGGCAACGAUUCAGUUGAGUUUCUUUUGGGGAAAAUCGGCACCACUGAUGUGCGGGAUUGCAUCCAGUCUGUGGAGGUUGCCCUGAAGGAGUAUCCAUGGCUCAAUGAGAAUAAGCUGGCGUUGUGCGGUGGGUCUCAUGGAGGAUUUCUGGUGGCGCAUCUAAGCGGCCAAUAUCCAGACAAGUUUAAAUCGGUCGUAGCCAGGAACCCGGUGAUUGAUGUGGCCUCGAUGAGUAUUAUAUCGGACAUUCCUGAUUGGUGCUACGCGGAAGCUGGAAGUGUCUAUACUCAAAAGGGCCAGGUUGACAACGACACCCUAAUGAAAAUGAGGACGGUGUCCCCUAUUAUGCACGCGCAUAAAGUAAAGGCCCCUACUCUACUGCAAAUAGGCUCCAAGGAUUUGCGGGUGCCUCCACACCAGGCCCUCGACUACUACCAUAGACUUAAGGCUAACGGAAUUAAAGUCAAAAUGAAUCUGUACGAUGACAAUCACCCACUAGGGAGUGUUCCUAAUGAAAUGGAUAAUGUCAUCAACACAGCUCUAUGGAUUGAGGAACACUUUGAAAGUCAAUAAUCACUUCAUUGUCCAAACUCCGAUAUUUUUAUGCUUUGAGUGUCGAUGCGAAAAAUCCGGCAAUAUCUACUUGAUUUAUUUAUAAUAUAACUACAUCAAUUGCUCA